AUGGAGAAUACAAACUAUUUAAAAAGGAGGUUCAGAAGUAGUGGUUCACUCGAUAUGAGGGAUACAAUGUCCAGUUCUUAAGGGUUUUUUAGCACCAAUAAACUAUUCGUAAAUUAAUAAGGAUUAAGUUCCAACAUUUCCUCAUCUACUUUAAGACAUACUGCUCUCCAAUUUUCCUUUCCAAGAGCCCAUAGAUUUAAUUCAUAAUCAGAAACUAAUAUUUAAGCUUUAGAACUCCCAAGUUAAUUAGGAAGCAAAACAACUUCCUAAGGAUUUGGGGGCAGAAUAGAAAACUUUUAAUGGAUGUGGUAAGAAUCAAAUGCUAAGGAAAUGCCAAGUCCAGACAGAUAUGAGGUAAGAGAAAUCCCUGGGAAGGAUAAACUCAAAAGGUCUUUCGGAGGACCUUGGGAAUUGUACUCUAAAACAUAUCUGCCCUAUAAUAAGAACUAAGCCCCAGAAUUUGCCAAAUUUCUGCCUGGCCCUGGAGAAUAUAAAGUUAGAAAGGAUUUGGGUUAGCAUAGAUAUAAAUUUUUAUUGAAAGGGAAGGGCAAGAUGUUGAAUGAUAAUCCUGAAAAUGGAGUUCCAGGCCCUGAGGCUUAUUCUCCUACCACCAAACUUACCUCGCCAUCUCGAUUUAAAGAAAUCACUUAAGGGAUAGGUGAAAAAAAAGAUCCCUUUCGAUCAACCAGUACAACCCCAGGCCCAGGUAAGUAUGAAUUACCAUCCGCGUUCUCGAAAAAACUUAGGGUAAGAGGAGGGGACAAACGGGCUUUCAUAUGA
Molecule: messenger RNA, 780 nt
Organism: Paramecium tetraurelia
Lineage: Eukaryota; Ciliophora; Oligohymenophorea; Peniculida; Parameciidae
Exons: 3
Source: RefSeq, a predicted model, not a curated record